UUGAUUCUGAUGACUGCCUUCUAGCGAAUGAAGCGACAUCUAGCGGUUGAUGCCAGAGUGCAACGUGUGUAAACUGUAUGCAGUUUAGUAACGAUCGGUACAUGGCGGACCGGGAUUGUUUUCAAAAACCGACUGCCGGAGGAAUUCUUUCCCCCAUGGACGAGACGUCACACAGGACAGAGCGGUUAAAAAGAAGUCAUACAUCCAAAAAGAUGCAAGGACCAGACAGAGGCCACAGCCUGGCCCAUACCAUCGCAAAUCCACAGCAGCUCUUCUCUCCCAAGAUGUCCCCCAUUAGGGCAAUGGGGAAGUCCUGGGGUGGCAGUGCCAAUGGUGACCAGCUGGUGAACAGAAGUGACCUGUUUGGUACUCCAUCGUACCGCUCACCGUUAGACCUGGUACACACACGUCCAUCAGCCAUGGUCAGUCAGCAUGGCAGCACUGCUCCACAGCAGGAAUCUGAGCCCAGUGCUGUAACAGGAAGUACAGAUGUUAACAAGUCUCUGUCUGAGCAGGACUCUCUCGCAAAAGUCAAAGCCGAUGGCUUGCUGAGCUUCAGUUUCGGCAGCGCCCCUUGUCACGGGUCCUUCAGCGCAGUGCCGAACUUUGACCCCGGGCUCAGCCUGUCCAUGGGUACAUCCUGGUCCUUCAACACAGCCAUGGGCGAGUCUGUCUCAGGAAGAGUCCCCAACACCAUACACAACCCCAACAAAGCCAUAGUAACGGUGGAUGCUGUUACAACCCAGAUCCUUGUUGCAAAUGACAUGGCGUGUGAGCUGUUUGGGUACGGGCGGGAUCAGCUGGUCAGCAUGCAGCUGUCCCGCCUACUGUCCGGUCAUCGCAGCUCUCACCUGGCACUGACCGAGACUCACCUGGACCCUGCAUCAGGAGAGCUGGUCAGCAUCGCAGGCAAAGUGGUGGAUGCAGUAGACUCCACAGGCCUGAGGAUCCCCAUCUCCCUGUGGAUGAAGAGACUACAGUGGCAGGACCAGCCUCGCUGUGUGGUCGUCAUGGAGCCAGUAGAGCGCAGAGUGGCACAUGUACAGUUUAACAGUCAGGGUCUACUUGUGGAUUGUGAUGAGGAGUUUUGUAGUCUCCUGGGUUACGAGAACCCAAGUGAUCUACAGGGCUGUCAGAUCUUGAACUUGCUGCCUGGCAUGAGUAUACCCAUUCCUAGUACACUAAAGAAUAAGGAUGUUCAUAAGCAGAGAAUAACAGGCAGCACCAAAGAUGGGAACAGUUUUCCACUCAGUCUUCUCAUAGAGCAGAGUGAUGCAGCUGGUCAUCCAGACAACACAGACUCAAAUGAAAGUGACAGGUCUCCAGUCUACAGUGGUACUGUCUGGGUGUUCACCAACAUCAGUGGGAUGAUCACUCUACAGGAGGAUGGCACCAUCUACUCUGUUAACCACUACUUUGCCCUGGCCCUGUUUGGGUACCCCCAGGCAGACCUGCUUGGCAAGCCUGUCACAAAUCUCAUACCAGACUUUGAGCGACAUGUGGACCUGAUAGAUACCAGCUCCAUGCCUCUCCCACCGUUUGAUGAAAGCAGUGAAGAUGAGCUAUCCAUGCCUGAUCUUAUAUCUACAGGAAAGAGCGACACUCAGAAGAUACUAGACUUACAAAAUGACUCAGAACACCAGAAACCACAGCCUGAUAGAAGUUCAGAAUCACACACAAUUGAAAAGGCUGUGCCUUUGAUCACAGACCAGUCAGAGGGCAGCCAGGAGCCUGAACAGAAGGCAGACAACAUUUCAGCUGUACAGAGAAUAGACAGCACACCUGUUCAGGAGGCAGACAGCAGCUGCAGUACACAGACAGUAGACAGCAAUGCAGCUGACCAUGUUGCAGACAAGCUUAGUUCAAUGACAAUAGACAGCAGUACAGCUGUGCAAGAGACAGACAGUACAAGUAUAGCAACUGUAGAAAACAAUUCUUUACAGAAAAAGGGCAUUGAUGAGAGGGUGAGAGUGGACAAUGUUGAAAGCACUGAAAACCAAAUAGACAGUAUGGAAGGUAGCAAUACUAUUGAAAAAGUAAAUGAUGGUAGUACUGUUGUUAAAAAUAACAACAGCAAACCCAGCUCACCAGUAACAGAGAGCACCAGUGUCUCACAGAAGGCAGAUGACAACCCAGAUAGAAUGGACAGCAACCAGCUCACACAAGAGAAUGAGUCAUCUAAUGCUGUCUGUGGUGACAUCAAACAAUCAUCAGGUAGUCAUGGAAAAGACAGCAACAGUCCUAGAGUACAGACAGCCGAGAGCUCAGAAAACCAGAGAACAGAGAGCACAGUCAUUACAAGAACAGAUGACCUUACCUUGCAGUCACCUGAUGGCCACCAGGAUGUGGCCAGUAUUAAAGCUGUGAGAAGCAGCACACCAAACCACCUUGAACCUGGAAAUGCUUCAACUAAUCAGUGGAUCAGCUCCAGUCUGGACAUGCAGGAGGGAAGCUAUGUUGGUUACUGCAGACACAGGAAUGGUGCCAAGCUUGGCAUCUUGUUCCAGAUGAAGCGUGUGGUGCUGGACAAUGGGAAGGAGCUGUGGUGCAUGUGGGUGUCACGGGACCCCGGGGACGAGAUUCCUGGCUCACAGUCUCAUUCCCAUGCCAACUUCACCCUGGGGUCCAACCUGACCAGUAGUCUGGAGGCCUCUGCGGUCAGUCUGGACACCAAGGCACUUCCAGCUGACCCGGAGCAGGAGUCAGCGGCAGCGGGACACUACGAUCAGCGCUACAGAACACAUCAGUGUAUCGGCAAGGGAGCCUUUGGAUUUGUGAAGGUAGCAGAGAGGAGGGCAGAUGGAGAACAGGUUGUUGUCAAGUUCAUCCGUAAGGCCAAGGUACUGGAGGAAAGCUGGGUGGAAGACUCCAGUUUGGGGCGUGUCCCUCUGGAAAUAUCCCUGCUAGCCAAGUUGGAACACCCCAACAUUGUCACGAUGUUGGAGGCUUUUGAGAAUGAGGAGUUUUUCCAAGUGGUGAUGGAGAAGCAUGGUGGAGGCAUGGACCUGUUUGAGUUCAUUGACCGGCGUCCACACCUGGAUGAACCCCUGGCCAGUUACAUCUUCCGCCAGCUGGCUGAUGCUACAGACUAUCUCCACAGGCAGGGCAUUCUCCACAGGGACAUCAAGGAUGAGAACAUCAUCCUAAGUGAGAACUUCUGGAUCAAGCUAAUUGACUUUGGUUCCGCUGCCUACAUGGAAGAAAACAAAAUGUUUGCCACCUUCUGUGGGACAAUGGAGUACUGCUCACCAGAAGUGCUCAUGGGAAACUGGUACAGAGGUCCUGAGUUGGAGAUGUGGUCCAUAGGCAUUACCCUGUACACUCUCAUCUUUGGGGAGAACCCAUUCUAUGAUGUAGAGGAGACCAUUCGUGCUGUGCUCAGUCCUCCAUUUGAAGUGUCUCCUGAGUUGAUUGACCUGAUCUCGUGGUUACUGCACCCCUCCCCCACGUACCGCUGCACCAUGGACCAGCUGGUGGACCAUGACUGGCUGCACCAGCCCUGUAACCCUCAGGACUACAGCUGGAACCAUGUCCUACCUGAUGAGGAGGGCCACCCUGAGGAGGGUGUGGUUCCCCUGGGGAGUGACAGUGAAUCAGAAGUGGAGGAACUCCAGCAGCACCUCCAGAAAUGUCUGAACGACAAGGGCAUGAACAUGUCCAUCUGAUGUCACACCUGAGGACAGGAACACUGCAUGUUCGAUCAGCACUUCAACAGAAUGUAUUGUGUAAGGCUGACAUUCUGUCUAUACUAUAGUAGUGUUAGCACUGUUCAGUCUAUAAUGUAGUAGUGUUAGCACUAUUCAGUCUAUGCUAUAGUAGUGUUAGCACUAUUCAGUCUAUACUAUAGUAGUGUUAGCACUAUUCAGUCUAAACUAUAGUAGUGUUAGUACUAUUCAGUCUAAACUAUAGUAGUGUUAGCACUAUUCAGUCUAAACUAUAGUAGUGUUAGCACUAUUCAGUCUAUACUAUAGUUGUGUUAGUGCUAUAUCCAAAUGUUGUGUUGAAGAAUACAUCAUGAACAAUGAAAACAAUUCUGAUGCAAUGUUGGCGUACAUCCAACAGAAAUGUUGAUAAAUUCUAUUUUAACUAGAGAAAAAGAAAACUCCUGUACGUUUGAUGGUCAAUUCACCAGCUCAGCUGAUCCCCCUGAGUACUGCAUAUACAGCAGUACACAGUAUGUUCUGAGGUAGUGCUAUUGCAAUCACAAUUACCGGUAUAUCAUAGGCCAGAAGGAUUGUAAAACUUGGUAAUUUAUAUUUCAGUGUGUACCAUCCAAAGAGUAAAAAUGUAUGACAGUGACUUUGAGACUUUAGAGUUAUCUAAUAUAUAGCUAUUGUGGAAGCCUGAAGAUGGCCUAGAUUUCUAUCCAUUAAAAUUAUUCAGACUAAUAGAAGUGGCAAAUGAUUCUGAUUAAAGAACCCUUUUCAGUAUUACUACAACAUCUUAGGAUAUCCAAUACCUUUUACUAUUUGUAUGUUACAAGCAAAUGUCAUCCGUGUGAAUUUGAUACUUUUCAUUAGUCUUUUCAAUAUCCAUCAUGUGUGAAUGAAAAGAAAAGCAGAGAAAAUUGAUUAACCAUGCUCUUGAAAUGCCUUAGAUAGAAUAUAGAAUCAAAGUGUGAAUUAGUUUUAUAAGUUAUUUUGUGAAGUUAACUUCUCAUUUACUUUACAAUGAAAAGUGUUGACCCUUUUGUCCUUUGUUUGAUUUGAAUUGUAUUGUCCUUAUUUGUGAUGCCAUGAGUUGCAUAAUUUACAAGACUUGUCAUUGAGUUAUUUGCCAUGAUUUUAAAAUGCAUUUUUGUGUGUGAUCAUUACAUUACAUAGAUACCAUAACAUGUAGAAUACUUUUGUGUUUGAGUGUGUCAGUUAGGAAUGAUUGAUCUCUUAAUAUCUGUUUCCAUGGCCAGUAUUGAAUGAUGUUGCAGUUGAAUAUGCUGUCUUUUCGGAGAGUGCUUUUGUCUACAUCAAAUGGAACUCUAUUGGUCAUUUUUGUAGAAUAAGAUCUGAUCAUGAGGGAAGAAGUCACAAAACCUAAACAUUAUCAACUGUUCACAUUAUGCUACAAAAAAGUAAGUGUUAGAGCUACAACAGGACCCUUCCUCAGUGAUUGGACCUUUAGUGUGCUUUCAGUUUUUGUUGAUCUCCAUCCAAAGUUUACCUUUUCUUUGCCAUGAUAUUUAAUGUCUGUAUAUCUUUGAGAUACUUGCAAACAGCAGUCUGCAUUAAAAGAGUAUUGUCUAGUUGA
Branchiostoma floridae (Florida lancelet) is the source of this 5244-nucleotide messenger RNA. Its product is annotated as PAS domain-containing serine/threonine-protein kinase-like. Gene Ontology annotation, molecular function: ATP binding; protein serine/threonine kinase activity. Lineage: Eukaryota; Metazoa; Chordata; Leptocardii; Amphioxiformes; Branchiostomatidae. Gene Ontology annotation, biological process: protein phosphorylation; intracellular signal transduction; negative regulation of glycogen biosynthetic process. The transcript has 20 exons. Gene Ontology annotation, cellular component: cytoplasm; cytosol; nucleus. Bases 78 to 3665 code for a protein of 1195 amino acids. The record is from RefSeq and is a predicted model, not a curated record.